AUGCCAGCGGAGAAUGAAGGGGGGAGAGAGCGUAAGUCUGCAAGAUCGCGCACAAAACUUGUGGACGGUGCGGUGGGCUGUGAGACAGACAGACAGAGACGGAGACAAGGGUCUGCAGCUGAGACGUGUAACUGCAACCUGCACGCCCGCCGCUGUCGAUUCAACAUGGAGUUGUACAAGCUGUCAGGGAGGAAAAGCGGCGGCGUCUGCAUGAACUCGCACAAUACCGCCGGGCGCCACUGCCACUACUGCAAAGAGGGCUUCUACAGAGACAUGGCCCGACCCAUCACUCACCGACGAGCCUGCAAAGCCUGUGACUGCCACCCUGUGGGCGCGGCAGGCAAGACGUGCAACCAGACCACGGGCCAAUGUCCCUGCAAGGACGGUGUCACGGGCAUCACCUGCAACCGCUGCGCCAAGGGCUUCCAGCAGAGCCGCUCACCUGUGGCCCCCUGCAUCAAAAUCCCUGUGGUCAACCCCACAGCUGUGGUGAGCAGUACAGAGGAACCAGCAGAUUGCGAGUCUUAUUGUAAACCAGUGAAGGGCAACUUGAAGAUCAAUAUGAAGAAAUAUUGCAAGAAGGAUUAUGCGGUCCAAGUGAACGUGCUGGACAUGGAGACAGUUGGGGACUGGGCCAAGUUCUCAGUCAGUGUGGUGUCUGUGUACAAAAGCCGGGGUGAACCUCUAAAGCGUGGCGACAACAUCCUGUGGGUACACAUGAAGGAUCUGGCCUGCAAAUGCCCCAAGAUCCAGAUGAGCAAGCGAUUCUUGGUAAUGGGUGGCAGCGAAGGUGGAACUGGCCCGGGGGCGGGCCCAGGAGUCGGGCCCGGAAGCAGCGUCACCAGUCCUGGCGGAGAGCGCAUAGGCUUGGUGGCUGAUAAGAACAGCCUGGUGAUCCAGUGGAGGGACGUUUGGACGAGACGCCUGAGGAAGUUCCAGCGCAAAGAGAAGAAGGGAAAAUGCAGCAAAGCAUGAUUGGAAAACAGUGCCCACCCCUACCUCUCUCUGUAUUACACACCUUCAUGAGCCCUGACUGUUUUCCUCUCCUUGAAUCUUUUCUCCUCUUCUAUCGAGGGGACACGGCGCACCACAAAAACUGCAUGUACCCUACCUAUUUUAAGGACCAUGGUGUGUGUAUAUUUUAUAAUUAUUUUCAAUUUGAUUUUUCAAGUUUUGUCUUCAUGAAGCCACUUGUCUAUCAUCCAAUUGGUUUGCCUUAAAAAGGGACCAUUAAAAAGGGUUUGAAUUGUAGACACAAGCAGGUGCCAUUCCCUCAACCAAUGACGGCAGCAGAGAAGUCUAUUUUCCCCCAUCUACAAACCCCUAACCCCUAACUGUUAAGAGACACUUUUCCCGUCAGUAUUCUCAUAUACUGUAGGACUGACCACCACUGCUCGCACCACACAGUUUUGUGAGGAUUUUCUUCAACAGUGAUUGUCACCUGUUCAGAGACUGACGUAUUUCAGUAACAAGACAAGCUACAGACUGUCAGCUUGGCCACCUUACGUUUCAUUAUCGAAACUAACUCAACUUUGAUCAUCAUGAGCUGGAUCACCUGACAGAACUUCAGCAUGUAAAGUGGGCAUACUAGCUCCAGGUCUUUUUAGUGGCGUUUAUGGGCUACAUCUUUAAAAAAAAAAAAAAAAAAGAAAGGAAAACAAAGUCCUGUGAGAAACCAAGGGCUCCCUUUGCAGGGCCAUUGUCCGCAGCAAACCUCAGUCACACCAACACUGCUGCUGUCACCAGACGGCCCUCACAGAACUGCUCUCGGACAAUCUUUUUAUUUACAACUACGUGUUUGCCAUCGCUCAAUAGAGUUUUGUAUGUUCAUAUCUUCAUGUGGCUACUUGCUUCUUCUAGCCAUCCAUGUGCCAGCCAUAGCCUCGUUUGAGAUUCAUCUGUUUCGUUUUUAGCAGAACAAAUCCCAUUGGCAUGUGUGAGUCACGUUGUAGGCCACUGGGGCUGUGCCUCUUCACCACUAGGCAGAGAGAAGGAGAGCGCAAGAGGGAGGGAGGGAGGGAGAGAGAGAGUGGUUUAUGAAGUCAUACAUCAUCAUCAUGACUCAUUGCUUGACACGUUUUCUGGAAGAAAGAUUAAGCAGUGUGGACGAAUGGCUGGAAUUUCAGAACAAUGCCAACAUUUCCAAUGACUUUUUACUAAAUGGAUAAUGUCUUCCGCUGGGAACUGUCUUCCAGAUGUUUGUGUAUGACCAAUGUCUUUUUUUUUUUUUUUCUUUUUGUCUUUAAAUGUCGGAUAUGUCUGAAGACUGGCAGACUUGCGUUUGCCAAAAUAAGAGAUUGAAACAAGGGUUCCUUUUCAUGCAGUAAAAAGAACAACAAAAAAGAAGAAAAAAGUUAGACAAACAACGUAGCUGUGUUUUCUUCUGGUAUAUUUUGACAAAAUGAAUGAGGCUGGAAAGUUUUUAAUGUUCACUGAUUGUAUUAUGACAUGAGAGGAUCAUGUUUCAUGUCUCAUGCGAUUUGUUAUGUUUGCAUGUUUGUGGUUUUUUGCUGGUCCAUCAAAACCUUACAGUUAGCAGACGGGGAAUAAAAACCAAUAUGAGCAUCAAGAUCCAAAGGAAAACUUGCCAAGUCAUCUUCCACCGCUUGCCCACCCUAACGUAUACCCUGUCGUCCUUUGCCAAAUAAGCAUACUGUAGUCAGUUUUUAAAUUCAAUUAAGAGACUAUGAAAGUCGGGAAUGGAUAAACCCACAAAGAGACCCUUCUGGCUGCUCUCGAGCUUUUUAUCUGUCUUUUGCUGUUAUUUCAUGUUUUAAAGGACAUUACGAUGUAUUUAAAUUGAUUUAAAAAAAUAAACAAAGCUUUCAGGAGCACAUCAAGGUGGUAUUAGCAUGCUAGCGAGUGGUCACCUUCCUUUGGCUGAGACGAUUGGUUUGUUUUGUCACUUCUCCAAACGUUUCUCUGCUCUCCUCUCCGUGUCAGCCACCACCCUUCCCAAACUUUCUGUUUAACCCACUUUGCAUGAUGUGGCUUUUGCGUCUUAGACAAGUGACAGCAUGAGAAGAGGCUGUCAGGCUCCUCUGCGCUGAAUGGAAAUGCACUGCAGCUCUUUAUUUUAUUUUUUACUUUUUUCCCCGCUCUUCUUUUGAGAGUGUAAAUCAAACUGCGAAGAACACAGUCACACAUGUAUAUGGUCUGAUUGUGUUUAAAUAUUGGUUUCAGAUUUACGAAUGUGGAUGGCAUGGUAACUGAGGGUCAUAUUAAAUGAACGUUAUUGGAUGCUGUUUAAAUUAUUACAACUUUUCAUGCAUCUAUAGCUUGUUUUUUUCUUUUUCUUUUCUUUUAAACUUUAUCCAAAAACUACAUACAACCAAAUCAACUAUAACCCUCCAUAAUUUCUGAUAUGUAAAAAGAAAAGAAGCCAAGACAAGAGAAAAGGCAUUGAAAUUGUUCCCAUGGUUAAAAAAUCCGGAACCAGUUGAUUAUUUGGGUGUUGGUUGGCCGCGGUGGGCUCUCAGACAGGUGGUUUUAUAUAGCUGCACCAGUUUUCUCAUUCUGAUAUGUUAACACGGCUUGUUAAAUUAUUAUUCCAUUAUGCAAUGCAUUCUUUCUACCCUGAGCUUUUUUUUUACUGAGCAUAUUUUUUUUUCUUUUAAAACAAUGACUUUUGAAACAUUUUUCCAUGCUGGUUUGGCCGUUGUUCUGCCCGGAGGACUUCUGCUGGUAAAUCUGGCACUUUUUAACAUUUGUUAUGAUGAGUAGCCAUGACAACAGAACGUUGUUUGUAUGUGAAAGCAGCAGAUUAGGUUUCCAAAGACCAGCUAAUGAUUAGAAAAAGACCUCAAAUGCAGAUGAGAUGACGAGGGGAAGUCAAUAAUUUUAAAUACGAGAAAAAUUGAGAGUAAAAACGAAGAGGUUUUGAGCAUCCCCCUCUGAGAGGUCGGGGGGAUGAACUUGAGCCCUAAAAGGAGUCAAGAGGAGUAUCAUAUUUUUCAUGAUGUGGUUGCAAAUGCAUGUUCUGGACUCCAGUGUUUCUCUGCGCAGAUUUUGGAUGAUACAGGUGAACUAAAGACUUCAGACAGACCAACAGAUAUGGAGUAAGAGUGCUUGCAGUGCUUGUUCACAACAGACUGUGUAGUCCUGGACAUGUGACUGUGAAGGAGCACCUCUGCACCACAGAUGUUGCACUGUUGGACAUAAGCUUCCACACAUGCUGUCUACUGAGAGGGUUCACCUGUGUUACCUGCC
Cololabis saira (Pacific saury) is the source of this 4209-nucleotide messenger RNA. It is a transcript of the gene ntn2, whose product is annotated as netrin 2. Lineage: Eukaryota; Metazoa; Chordata; Actinopteri; Beloniformes; Belonidae. Gene Ontology annotation, molecular function: protein binding. The record is from RefSeq and is a predicted model, not a curated record.